This is a messenger RNA of Kockovaella imperatae, 890 nucleotides long. RefSeq lists its product as hypothetical. The coding region runs from base 139 to 672 and encodes 177 amino acids. The record is from RefSeq and is a predicted model, not a curated record. The transcript is spliced from 6 exons. Lineage: Eukaryota; Fungi; Basidiomycota; Tremellomycetes; Tremellales; Cuniculitremaceae.
AUUCAACCGGCCAUUUAUCAAACGAAGGCUGUACAUGAGCUGGUCGGGCAUUCCUCAUCUCCGCUUCUGACAUAUACAAAAGACUACACACCCACAAGUCAACCCCACCACCUUACUCGUCGCUCCUCGCUCUACGCCAUGUACCCUAUCACCAACCUACCUCAAAGCUUACAUGGGAGCUGCGGAACCUGGUUCAACUUGAAUUAUGAGUAUGAAGGCCCACAAAACGUGGUUCAGAUGACCACAACGCCUAACAGCACAAUUCAAGUCAACUUUACACUGCCCCACCAGGCUUCGCCUCCAUACAACAUAUCGAUGGUUUACGUAACACCGAACGCUAUCGUAUGCUCAUGGCCGUUCAACACGACAGGAUUGUCGAGCUCGAAUACCACUUCCAACAAUUACUUCAACUAUACAGUCGCACCUGUUGCCAUGCUUGGCUCAGGCUACAUUGGUGAAGCUGGGCAAUCUUUCUAUUUCACGAUCGUCGGUAACAUGACAUAUGGCCUCGAACCAUUCUACACGGUCAGUGCCAAUUAUACGAUCGUCAACGCGACCAGCGAUGGUGGCUCGCACAGUGGCGGAGCUGGCCUGAGAGCGUCUGAGACGCCUUUCACCCUCGCUACGUCUCUGCUGCUCGUGUGGUUCCUGGCAUUGUUCAAGAGCUUUUGAGGAAUUAAGGCAAUCUCGCUCUGUAAGAUCGAUCGGGCAUUGAUAAUACCUAUGGAAGGGUUCGGGCUUUUCGUUGUACGUUUCCCCUUUUCAGACAAUGCAAUUUCCUUGAGGUAAGAUGCUAGAUUAUACAAUGGAACAGGUCACCGGAUCGAUGGUGCAAUCUUCUCCUUCCUCGCGAUGAGUAUCCAUAAUAUCAGGUCUCCUAUCAUGAGCAG